Molecule: messenger RNA, 852 nt
Organism: Parascedosporium putredinis
Lineage: Eukaryota; Fungi; Ascomycota; Sordariomycetes; Microascales; Microascaceae
Source: the annotation of a GenBank genome assembly
AUGGCCACUCAGGCCGACGAACUCGUCGAGGUCGAGCCCCCGCGGCCCGCGCACCACGCCGAGAACAAUCCAACGGAAGCCUCCGCGCUCGAAGAACAAACUCUUUACGACGCAGCCCCCAGCUUCAACCGCACCGACAGCAAUAUCCUCGCCGGGGGCAACACGGGCAACGGGGACGAGCUCCCCAACGCCGGUCCAGACUACAUGGCGCUGCCUCGCCUAGCUCCAGGCAGACGCCCGCGUGCUGGGGGCAUCGACCGUCGAAGGCCCACCUUCGCGUACUUGCCCAACGCACUCCAUUACGUUGCCGCCCUCACCGCCGGGCUUCGCGAAACAGGCCCUCCUCCCAGGCUUCCCAUGCCGAACCUCCAUCAUCUGAUGAACAACAACAAUAAUUUCGACCCCCACCCCAUCAAUCGCUUCCACCUCGACUACCAACGCACCGCCUUUGGCACACCGCAGGCUCCUCCGGCACCGGCGCCCUCACCCCUAAGAUGGAAGUGCCUCCUACCCGCGAGGGCUUCACGAGAGACACGGGAGAAGACGUGGUUGUCAUCUGCCCGGCGUGCGACGAGGAGCUCGAAUAUGACCCGGCGGGCGGUAAAGAGGACACGGGAAAGAAGCGCGCGAAACGAGCCCAAGGCGAACACCAUUUUUGGGCCGUCAAAGCUUGCGGCCAUGUUUACUGCCAAAAUUGUUUCGAGAGCCGACGACCGACGGCAAAAGCAGUCUCGUUUCCAAGCCGCCGAUGGCUCGUCGAAUCUUACUCCCCAGUCCAAAGUCUUUUGCGCUGUCGACGAUUGUCACUCCGACGUCACCAAUAAGGGAGCAUGGGUUGGCAUCUACCUCUAG